Quercus lobata is the source of this 511-nucleotide messenger RNA. RefSeq names its product vacuolar protein sorting-associated protein 52 A-like. Gene Ontology annotation, cellular component: GARP complex. The record is from RefSeq and is a predicted model, not a curated record. Bases 1 to 342 code for a protein of 113 amino acids. Lineage: Eukaryota; Viridiplantae; Streptophyta; Magnoliopsida; Fagales; Fagaceae. Gene Ontology annotation, molecular function: syntaxin binding. The transcript has 6 exons. Gene Ontology annotation, biological process: retrograde transport, endosome to Golgi; Golgi to vacuole transport; endocytic recycling.
AUGAUGAUUUGCUUACCGGAAGAAUGCUUUCAUGUAGUUGCAAACAUACUAUUUGAAGGUACAAAAUUAAGGGCGUAUACAAAGGGGGUUGAGAACAAUUUACGGAAAGUUGAAUUGGACUCGAUUCAGGAUUACAUAAAAGAAAGUGAUAAUUUAGUGUCGCUUCAUGAUCAAAUUCGUGAAUGUGAUAGAAUCUUGUCACAGAUGGAAACUCUCCUCAGUGGAUUUCAAUUGCAUAUAUCUUUGUCACUUUGCAAUGAUCAUUUCCCCUUCAAUGGCGCUUUGUACUACUCCAUGUCUUGUACAACUAAUGGGAUUCUUCUUCGUUCCAGAGUCUCCUAGAUGGCUGGUGGGUCCAAAUAUCUUGAUGGGAAUGUAAUUUAUAUGUUGUUUUAAGUUUGUGACUAAAAAGAAGACGAUUUAGAAGUAUUAGUGAAGAAGAGAAAGAUCAAUUUUUAUGACAUGUAACAAUAUUCUUUCAUUAUUUCAUGACUAUAUAUAUGUGUCUGAA